GCCUGUACAGGUCGCCGGCAGAAGGACGGGAGGUGACGGAGAGAUGAGGACAGACUCCGACAAGCUCCGGACAUCGCCAUGUUGAGACUCCUGCCGCUGGUUCUGCUGCCGCUGGUUCUGCUGCCGCUGGUCUGCGGCGGCGAUCACAACCACUUCUUGGGGACGGUGAUGACCUACUACCCGACGAGCUCAAACGCUGAUGGAUCUGUGACGGUUCUUCUCCGGUAUAAGCUGAACUUCAGGUCGUGCAGAAGCCUGACUUGGCGGUGUAUCAGUGACGUUUGUGGGAACGAGAGCGUGACGAUGAGGACGGUGAGGGAGGACAGCAGUGAAGGGUGGUGUCAGACGGAGGGCGUCUCCACUCGGGUGGUUGUCAACGCUCCCUUUCAUCUGUGGUUGAAUGCUGGGUACUGGAAAACUCACACCAGAAAUAAUGUCAUCAAUGCCAGUGCUCUGGCUCUGGUAGAGCUGAGGAACCGGUCCGAUACUGGCCGACCCAACAGUUCACCCCAGACAACCAUCCUGCCGGUUCUGAGAGUUCCUUCAAACUGCCACCGAGACCUGAACUUGCUGACGCAUGACCCCGAUGGAGACGAGGUCAGAUGCAGAUAUGGAAGCAGCCUGGAGUUGGACUGCUACCAAUGCACAUGGCCGUCAGUCCUCAACCUCUCAUCGUCUUGUACCCUGUCGUUCCGCCCCGCCAACAGCAGCGAUGAAGGUCCGUAUGCCGUGCAGCUGGUCAUGGAGGACUUUCCCAGGCAGAGCAUCAUGUUGACCCACACCAACGGGUCGCAGGAGGCAAAGACCACCAACGACGCCAUCAGCAAAGUACCAGUGCAGUUUCUUCUUGGGGUGGAUCCUGCGGUGCCAGACUGCACGGAGGGGAUCUACCUGCCCAGGUUUCUGCCUCCGACCCCGGAAAACAGAGCUCUGCUGAACGCCACGGUCAACAACGUGCUGGAGAUCAACAUCACAGCACAGGCUAGCGCUGCCACGAUUUCCGAGCUGCUGUUUAGCGGACCGUACAACAUAACCAACGUGACACAGGAGGCUCUGGGACCGGGGCGGUUCCUUCUCAGGUGGACGCCACCUGAAAGCGAAGCCGGGACGAGCCAACCCAUCUGCUUCGUCGCCAGAGCGCUUUACAAUGGAACCCGCUAUCACUCGGACCUGCGGUGCGUCACCGCGAGUGUCGGACGGGAACCACCGAUGAUCAACAUUCAACCAACCAGUCCACCAACUAGUCCACCAACCAGUCCACCGACUCGUCCACCACCCAGUCCCCCAACUAGUCCACCAACUAGUCCACCAACUAGUCCACCAACUAGUCCACCGACCAUUAAACCAACCACUAAACCGAUCACUGCAUUUCCUCCACCAUUUUCUUCUUCACCAGCUUAUGUCGUAGCUCUGAAGGUGCGACUCUCCACGCCGCUGCAGUUGUCUGAGAUCAUCUCUGAGAAGAUUCUGAGAGAGGUGAAGGACGUUCUGGUGAGCUACGGGCUGCCGCCUGACGUCACGCUGCGUAUCGUCAACGCCGUACAGCUGACUCCCUGAACAUCCGCUGGAGGAAAGUGGUUCUGAACUCUGAUUCUGGGCGUUUGCUCCUUUAAUUAACCUUCUGAUGUCAUUAAAUCUGUUUCCUAACUGGCUGGGUUGUAAUAUGAAGGAAAUCAUUAUCUCAAUGUAUCUGCUGAAAAUCUCUGUAAUAAAUCUUUAUUAUUCUUUAUUUCAUUCAUUAAAAGAAAAACUAAAUGGUUCAAUAUAAUUACAAAGAAUCUCUUUCCUUGAAUGAAAGGGAACAG
This is a messenger RNA of Cololabis saira (Pacific saury), 1805 nucleotides long. RefSeq names its product mucin-2-like. Bases 79 to 1557 code for a protein of 492 amino acids. The transcript has 11 exons. Lineage: Eukaryota; Metazoa; Chordata; Actinopteri; Beloniformes; Belonidae. The record is from RefSeq and is a predicted model, not a curated record.